Drosophila eugracilis is the source of this 3440-nucleotide messenger RNA. RefSeq names its product unc-112-related protein (gene Fit1). Lineage: Eukaryota; Metazoa; Arthropoda; Insecta; Diptera; Drosophilidae. Gene Ontology annotation, biological process: integrin-mediated signaling pathway; cell-matrix adhesion. The record is from RefSeq and is a predicted model, not a curated record. The coding region runs from base 580 to 2715 and encodes 711 amino acids. Gene Ontology annotation, molecular function: integrin binding. Gene Ontology annotation, cellular component: cell-substrate junction. The transcript is spliced from 2 exons.
AUUCCAUCUUUCGUGCUGAUUUAUUUAUAAAUUAAUUUCUCUCUAUCUCAUAUCGCGCUUUGUUUCGUCGCCCGCGACGUGUUGUUUUGUGAAAAUUUGCAUCGCAUUUUUGAGCGCGUGCAUUAGUGUUGGUCGGUGUGUUGAUGUGCGAGGAAAGGCGACGACGCUUCGAAUUGCGAGAGAGAUUGCGGAGAAAACAAAACAUCCCGAGCAGCAGCAACACAACCCAUAAAAAUCAUAACCUUGGGCGUGUAUUAAUCGAGUGAUCCGUACCGCCCUCCCCUUCGCCGACAUUUCCCCCGUUAUCCAGAAAUACUUCUACCGAUUUUGAUCUGGACUACUUGCUGUAUUGUUGUGUCUGUUUUUGCUGAUUUCACUGGCGUUUGUGUUUCCGUGCAAACAUCUGGCGAGAUAAGGGCCUAUAUAGUUCCACCCCCCAACCGUCUCACAACGCCCCACCCCCAUCCCGCGAGCCAACAACAAGAAAAAACUUGGUUGCAAAAACGGCGCUGAACUUAUAGUUUUGCCUUUGGACAGAAAAGACGCCCGCGCAUCCGAACUUUUAACGAGAGCGACGAGAUGAUUCAUGUGGGUGAGAAUACGUGGAACCUGCGGAUCCUCAUCACGGAUCUGCAGGUGGAGAAGACACUGCGUGUGAAGGGGGAUCAGCACAUUGGAGGCGUAAUGCUAAACCUCGUGGAUCCGGAGUUGCCCAAGGAUUGGUCCGAUCAUGCCUUGUGGUGGCCCGCUAAGAAUGUGUGGCUGACCAGGACGCGAUCUACGCUGGAUCAGGCUGGAGUGCAAUCCGAUUCCUUUCUGCAUUUUACGCCUAUGCACAAAACACUGAGGGUUCAAAUGCCUGAUCUUCGUUAUCUCGACUAUCGUGUCAACUUCUCUGCCAAAACUUUUGGAGCUGUUGUGAGCCUUUGCAAGGAUUUGGACAUUCGCUAUCCGGAGGAACUGUCGCUGUGUAAACCAUUGGAACCGGAGCAUCUCAAGAAGAACUUCUCCAAAUUGCCGCAGCGCAAGAUUCCCGUAGCUGAGGCCAAUGGCGUCGCCUAUUUGCAGCCAGCGGCCGACACCAACUCCUUUGUCCCGAUAACAGGAGCCUAUAAAGGCAGCAAUGGCAGUCUUGAUCACUCGCACAAUGGCAAUUUGCUGUGCGCUCCGGCUUCACCGUAUGCCACCACUCCACGGAGGGCAGCCACUGCCCCGGGCACGCCCAUCAGCUCGCCCACAGGCACAUGGAAGCACAACUCCACUGGCUACGCUAGCUACGAUUCCAACUCUAGUUUUGGGGACCUCCAAGAGAAUUUGGCCAUGUCUCCUAGAUCACCCAGUCCAGAUGUAAGGGCUCGCUUAAUUCGACCAAAGACUCGAGUCGAGAAAGCUCGUCUCAACGUUGGAUGGUUGGAUUCAUCGCUUUCCAUCAUGGAGCAGGGAGUUAGAGAGUUCGAUACCCUCUGCCUGCGUUUCAAAUACUUCACCUUCUUCGAUCUGAACCCCAAGUACGACCAAGUCAGGAUCAAUCAGUUGUACGAACAGGCCAAAUGGAGCAUCCUCAACGAGGAACUAGAUGCCACAGAGGAGGAGACCCUUAUGUUUGCCGCUUUGCAGUUCCAAGUGAAUCACCAGACGGAUAUACAUCCACCAGGCAUCGAUUCCGGAAUAGAUACCUCCAGCCAGGAGACUGGCGGCGAGGACGACAUUGACUCCGCUCUCAACGAGUUGCAGAUCACUCUCGAAGGUCCAGGAGGUGGCAAGGAUCAGGGCAACAUCACCAGGAUACCAGAACUAUCAGACUAUCUUAAAUUCCUCAAGCCCCAGAGGUUCACUCUUAAAGGAUACAAGCGCUACUUCUUCACCUACAGGGAUCUGCAUCUGCACCUGUACAAAUCGCAGGAGGAGUCCAGACGGGGAGCUCCCAGCAUCAGCAUCAAUUUAAGGGGCUGCGAGGUGACGCCCGAUGUUAACCUGGCACAAGGGAAGUUUGCAAUUCGAUUGGAGGUUCCACCAGAGGGCAGGAAUGGUCCGAAUAGCGAGGUCUGGGUAAGAUGCGAUAAUGAGGAGCAAUAUGCCAAGUGGAUGGCCGCCUGCCGUCUGGCUGCCAAGGGCCGCUCUUUAGCCGAUAGCUCCUACGACAGCGAAGUGAGCAGCAUUCGCUCGCUGCUCCAGAUGCAGAAACCCGCCCAGGGAGCUCCUAUCGCCGUAAAUCCCAGGAGUGUGGAGCCUAUGGAUUACCUUUCGCCAAGGAUGAUGCGCAAACUGUCCAGCAAAGCAGUGCAGAGGAUUCUAGAGGCGCAUGCCAACGUUCGCCAGCUGACCUUGAUGGACGCCAAGAUGAAGUACAUCCAGGCCUGGCAAUCUCUGCCCGAUUUCGGAGUAACUCUCUUCGUAAUCAAGUUUGACGGACACAAGAAGGAGGAGCUGCUGGGUGUGGCAAAUAAUCGCAUUAUGCGCAUGGACCUUAACUCGGGAGAUCACAUCAAGACCUGGCGUUACAAUACAAUGAAAGCCUGGAACGUCAACUGGGGCAUCAAGUGCAUGAUGAUCCAGUUGCAGGACGAGAACAUUAUCUUCUCCGUCCAGUCAGCCGACUGCAAGGUUGUGCACGAGUUUAUCGGCGGCUAUAUAUUCAUGUCUAUGCGAUCCAAGGAGAACAACCAGACGCUGAACGAGGAGAUGUUCCACAAGCUGACGGGCGGUUGGUCGUAAGCGGAUUACCGGAACCUAAAGGAGCGGAGUGGAGUGGAGUCUUACGAGUGCCAAGCACAAACCUCGUCGCAUGUUCUACAGUUUUAUCUACAUAUAUUUACCUAAAGUGGGGUGCGUUGAUUUAUGGGUUGAAAGGUAAUCUGCGGACUACACUAAGCAACUUUGUCUUAACACAAGUUAAAACUUUCUGAAUGUCAAAUAAUUAACAUGUUUUUUUUUCUGUUCUGGCUUUAUACUUUUUAAGAACUUUGUGUCGGCAUUUACCUAAAAAUAAUCAAUUUUAUGACAACCAGAACAGUUGCUAAAAAUAUAAGUCUUGGAAUUUGUGUAAUCUAUAUCUAGGGAAAUGCUUAACUUGAUUUUAAAACCGAAGUUGCUUUAAGUUGUCCAACGAUCACCUCCGUUUAUAUCAACCCAGUCAGUCGACGCGCCCUAAUCAAAAGCGUUGUGUGUAUAAGUGUUAAUGGAAGCGGAAUUCUAGACUAAUAACAAUCACCACGCUGAUAACGAUUAUGAUAACGAUGUUGUGCCUUCGCCAGAGCAAUCUUAACCCAAAACAAGUCCAAGUCAAUGUCCUGUGUUCUCUGUGUUGUCUGUUUUCUAACACAGCGUUAAAGUUAUACACUACUUAAGUCCUUUUUGUACCACUCUUGUGCGGACUUGGGCGACUAACCCGCAGUUUUAUAUAUUGUAUAUUUAUUAAACAAAUUAAUAAGCAGAAUAAA